Messenger RNA from Stomoxys calcitrans (stable fly), 1129 nucleotides. RefSeq names its product coelomocyte uptake defective protein 15. Bases 105 to 1028 code for a protein of 307 amino acids. Gene Ontology annotation, cellular component: cytosol. The record is from RefSeq and is a predicted model, not a curated record. Lineage: Eukaryota; Metazoa; Arthropoda; Insecta; Diptera; Muscidae. The transcript has 4 exons.
GAGCCCAUUGGCGGCCGUCGGUACAUUUAAAACAAGCCACCGCCGUCAAGAAUUUUAAGAUUGGCCUGCUUCCCAUUGUCUUUUGGAAGUGUUUAUUUCAGGUCAUGUUUUUGUUAAAAAUUUUAUUUUUCUUUGUAACUACAUUGUUAUUAAAGACAAGUGGUGAAGCUGAAUAUUGCAAAAAAAUAUUGGCCGAACUAGGAAAUGCAGAAAGUAAUUUUGCAUACUGCGCAACAACACAUUCGGUACCGGUGGAAAUAUGCAAUGGGUGCAAGAAAGAAUAUGAUUCAAUGAAAGAUAUUUUUGUAAACUUUUCAAAUGACGUUAAUUGCACAUCCAGAUACUUUGACAAGGACCGUGUAAAUUUAGUCACCACUACCGAAGAAUCGUUAUCAAGCCUAUGGACAAAGGCGUAUUGUGAUGACUGUUUUAGAAAUGAGAAUAUCUUCAAAUUUAACGAAAAGAUAACUGCAUUGGAAGGAUGUAUUGGCUCAAACUCAAAGCAUCCUUGCGAAUCAUGCAUUGGAGAUUAUAAGGAUUUAAAUAACUUCUACAUACAAAUGGAUCAACAUAAUAAUGGUGGCGUCUGUUUUGAUAUUCAAGAUUCGAUGAACCGAACUCGAACUAAAUGGUCCAAAGAACUGAAAUGUUGUCGGCGCGAAUACAAUAUGCUAUUGUUUACAGUUGCUUUUUCUAUAGUCAGCUUCAUCUUUGUUCUAUUCUAUAGUGGAAUAUAUUUUGUAACCAAACGCCAGGAACGAAAUCAUGGAAUUUUAACCAAUGAAGAUCCCUUGCUAAAUACAAAUGCACCAUCAACCUCCAGAGGUGUAGCCAAUAUAAGGAGGAACACGGAAACGCUACCCACAACAGAACUUGGUAAUACAAGUCCAUCCCCAGAACGAAAUGAAGAAGUUGUGGAAGCAUCUUCGUUACAAACCAAGGAACAGCAAGUAGCCAUAGGUUACAGCAAAUUGAAUGACGAUGAGGAAAAUAGCUCCGAUGAAGAUAACAUAGCUUACAAAAAGUAAACAAAAUCAUUGGGAGCUAUUAUUAAGUAUAUUAUACUAACCUAUUUGUAUUAUAUAUCAUACUAUACCAAACCUAUUAAAACUCAUUCUUUUUUUCAUAA